Aphis gossypii (cotton aphid) is the source of this 2365-nucleotide messenger RNA. RefSeq names its product RING-type E3 ubiquitin-protein ligase PPIL2. Gene Ontology annotation, molecular function: peptidyl-prolyl cis-trans isomerase activity; ubiquitin-ubiquitin ligase activity. Bases 186 to 1751 code for a protein of 521 amino acids. The transcript is spliced from 10 exons. Gene Ontology annotation, cellular component: catalytic step 2 spliceosome. Gene Ontology annotation, biological process: protein folding; protein polyubiquitination; protein peptidyl-prolyl isomerization. The record is from RefSeq and is a predicted model, not a curated record. Lineage: Eukaryota; Metazoa; Arthropoda; Insecta; Hemiptera; Aphididae.
CUAUGACCAUUAUCCACCUUGUUUAUAGUUUUCUAUUAUUUUAUUAAAUUUGAAAUACUGAAUACAAGUCACAGAUGACAAAUUGACAAUAAAAUAUUUAUUAUAUUAUAGUAUUAAAGUAAUAUUUACUAGUAGGUAGUGUUUUUGUAAAUUUUUGAUUUUGUUGUUAAAAUAAAUCAUUUGAAAUGGGUAAGAGACAGCAUCAGAAGGAUAAAAUGUACCUUACGUACACAGAAUGGUCUACACUGUAUGGUGGAAAAAGACCAGGCAUUGAAAAGCCAAAAUUUGCACGAUUACCGUUUGAUCAUUGUUGUCUAUCACUUGUCGCUUUCAAGACACCAUACUGUGACCCUGAUGGUAAUAUUUUUGAAUAUGAAGCAUUACUUGAAUACAUAAAACAAUUUAAACACAACCCAGUGACAGGAAAGCCUAUUGAGUUGAAAAAAUUAAUUAAAUUGAAUUUCCAUCGUAACGCAGCAGGAGAGUAUCAUUGUCCAGUCUUAUUCAAAGCCUUAACUAAACAUUCACAUAUUGUAGCAAUUAAAACAACCGGAAAUGUUUUUUCGUACGAGGCUAUAGAUCAAUUGAACAUUAAAACAAAAAACUGGAAAGAUCUUUUAACAGAUGAACCGUUCUUGCGUAAAGAUAUGAUUACUCUUCAAGAUCCAACUAAUUUAACAAAAUUUAACAUCGCAAAAUUUUAUCAUGUUGUAAAAAAAAUUAAAGUUGUAGAUCCUGAUGAAGAAGCACAAUCUAAAGACCCAGAAGGGCGUUUAAAAUCAGUGUCGAAAACUACAAGAGAUAUAUUGGAUACUUUGGAUCGAGAUUACAAGGAACCAGAAAAAAGAGUUGUAGAAGUAGCACAAAAACCUGAUAAAUUAAAUACUGCUCAUUACUCUACUGGUCGUGUAGCUGCUAGCUUUACAUCGACCGCAAUGGUUCCAGUAUUGGAACAUGAAUCAGCUAUUAUAGAAGAGAAUGAAAUCCGAUUUGAACGUAUAAAAAAAAAGGGUUAUGUUCGAUUAACUACUAAUUAUGGACCAUUAAAUUUGGAACUAUUUUGUAAAGAAGUACCUAAAACAUGUGAAAAUUUUAUAAAACUUUGUCAAAAAGAUUAUUACAAUGGUACAAAAUUCCAUCGAUCUAUUCGUAAUUUUAUGGUUCAGGGAGGUGAUCCAACAGGUACCGGUAAAGGUGGUGAAUCAUAUUGGGGACAGCCUUUUGAAGAUGAAUUUAAACAAAAUUUAAAUCACUCUGGUCGAGGAAUAUUAUCCAUGGCUAAUUCUGGUCCUGAUACAAAUAAAUCACAAUUUUUUAUUACAUACCGUUCAUGUAAACAUUUGGACAACAAACAUACAGUGUUUGGACGUAUAGUAGGAGGUUUUGAAACGCUUAAUGCAAUUGAAGAAGUCGAAGUGGAUAAUAAAGAUCGGCCAAUUACUGAUAUUAAUAUAUUGCAAACUCAUGUAUUUGUUGAUCCAUUUCAAGAAGUUGAUGAUAAGAUUGCAGAAGAAAGGCAAGAGGCAUUAAUAAAUACACCUGGAACUAGUAUAGCUUCAACUGUACGGACAGAAGAAAAUAAAAUAUCAAGUGUAGCAAUUCCAGGAGUUAAACUCAAAACAUUUAAAUCUGGAGUAGGGAAAUACAUCAAUCCUUCAGCUUUACAAAAAAACAAGAUUGAAAAUGAUGAAUUGCCUAACAAAAAAAAGAAAGUUGUUGGUUAUGAUUUUCAUGGAUUUAAUAAUUGGUGAUUUCAGAAAUUAUUAAUAUUAUAUAACAUUAAUUUUUCAUGUAUAUAACUGAUUUUAAAUAUUAUAAAACUUACUAUAAUUGUAAAGCUUAUAAUAUAUUAUAAGCUAUUUAGUUUGGAAUAUAUUUUGAUAAAUUAACUCAUUGUAAUGCAUAUUUUUGAAGAAAUUUCUUAAAUGAUUUUCCUAUUUCUUGUUGUUUUCUUGAAAUCUUGAUUUUAGUAUAACAAUAUUUGUAUAUUAUGUUUAUAAACAUUUAUUAUUGGAUUUACUGGAAUUAAUUUUUGGUAGAACAAUAAUUGUAUAUUUUUUUAUAAGACUUUUAUUUAAUAUACCUUCAUUAUUUUACUAUAAUGUCGGAUUUUAAGAAGGGUCUUAUAGCUUACAUAUAUUCGUCUCGAGCCAAAGUUUUAAAUAAGCUAACCGGUUUUAUUUUAUUCAGUAAAAAUAAUUCUAGUAUAUAAAUAAUGUUAAAUCAUUAAUAUUUUAAUAUAGAAAAAAUGUGUCUGAAUAAAAAAGAAAUUAUUUUUGCGGAGUAAGUAGGUAAUAAAAAAUUUAAAAAUUAUUAUAAAUUAAAAUAAUAUUGAUUUGUAAAUAAAUCGUAUACCUAUAAUUUA